GUGACCAAGUGCAACACUCCCGGCCAGAUCGCGUUGACCUUCUCCGAGGGGCCCAGCGAGGCCACGAUCCAAAUGAUUGAGAUCCUUAAGGAGGGCAAGGCCCGUGUCACCUUCUUCACCAACGCGACUUGGCUCGAUUAUAUGCAGUACGCUGGCAUAACCCGCCGUGCCUACAACGAGGGCCACUUGAUCGGCAUGACCUACCGCCUCCCCAACGACUCCUCCAACGACAUGACGGACACCCAGCUCCGCGCCGACAUUGCCAAGCACGCUAACAAGAUCUUUGACCUCAUCGGCAAGUAUCCCAAGUACGUUCGCGUCCAUGAAGCCGGUCUCAAGGACCCCAAGCUCGAGCCCACCAUCCGCGAUAUGGGCUAUACUCUCGUCGGAUUCAACCUCGACGAGGCCGAUUACAAGUACAGCAGCCGUAGCCAGGCCUCUCAAAUCGCAGGCAUCUACGAGACCACGUUUGCGAAGCAGGCGGACGCGUUCGGUCGCAAGGGUUCGUACGUUGCGGUAGGGUAUGACAUCCCCGCUUCGGGCGCCGCAGGUGCACUGCCAGAUAUCAUCUCGGCCGUCAUCCGCAACGACUACGAUAUGGUCCGUCUGGAUGGCUGCACCAACGACACCAUGCCCUACAAGAAA
Molecule: messenger RNA, 645 nt
Organism: Gamsiella multidivaricata
Lineage: Eukaryota; Fungi; Mortierellomycota; Mortierellomycetes; Mortierellales; Mortierellaceae
Exons: 2
Biological process (GO): carbohydrate metabolic process
Cellular component (GO): membrane
Molecular function (GO): chitin deacetylase activity
Source: RefSeq, a predicted model, not a curated record